UUUGUCCGCGUCGGUUUCUCGGUCGCAUGCGUGUACAUUCAAGGCUUCCAUCCGUUCAAGACGCGAACUCGUCAACACCAUGCCAGUGAGUCCUUGGAUCCUCUGGAGCGCGCUCUCCCAUGCUGCUAGGCUCUCCACCGUCCUUCAGAUUCUCAUCUUCCUUCCGCUCACAUUGGCGACACUGUCGAAGCCAGCAUUUCUACUGCUUUCUCUUCUUCUCACCGUACACGCCGCCGUACAUGGUACCAUGAUUCUAUGCUGGGGUUCUCCCGCACUCUCUCUCUUGCAGGUCCCCAUGCACCCGUUCCUGCUCCUGGUGUGCUUCAAUGCGUUCUCGACGUCCGUUCCUCUGUGGCUUGGCACCGCUACGUCUGUAUGGGGCACAAUACUAACGUACAUGGGCCCGCUUUUCAUCGCAUUAGAGGGGCUAUCGAGUUUGGUUGUGGUUCAGAAACUCGGGCAGCAGGGCAAGAGGUUGGUAGAAGAGGGGGAGAUCUAUCAGUUUGGACUGUUGAUUGCUUCAGCUGGCACAUAUGUCGCCAGUGCUUGGUGGAUUGUCAGUGCUUAUCCUGCAGCCGCCUCUUCGCCGUUGUCCUCGACUUUUCUUGGAGUUGCUAUCACCGCAUUGCUUUUUCUUACAUUCAUUGGAUUCUUUUUGCGGCGGACGAAUAUCAUCGAAUCCUCAGGCCUUGCUUUGUUCAUGGCGUAUAAUGUCUGGCUUUGUGGAUUUAACCAAGAGUCCUUUUCAGACCCAUCUUAUUCCUAGUGUGUACCAUUCUACCCUUCGAAGAGCCAACACUAACUGUCG
Guyanagaster necrorhizus is the source of this 808-nucleotide messenger RNA. RefSeq lists its product as uncharacterized. Gene Ontology annotation, biological process: septin ring assembly; endoplasmic reticulum inheritance. Gene Ontology annotation, cellular component: perinuclear endoplasmic reticulum; endoplasmic reticulum membrane; cortical endoplasmic reticulum. NCBI's taxonomy places the organism in Eukaryota, Fungi, Basidiomycota, Agaricomycetes, Agaricales, Physalacriaceae. The transcript has 3 exons. Bases 80 to 766 code for a protein of 228 amino acids. The record is from RefSeq and is a predicted model, not a curated record.